Molecule: messenger RNA, 1008 nt
Organism: Aedes albopictus (Asian tiger mosquito)
Lineage: Eukaryota; Metazoa; Arthropoda; Insecta; Diptera; Culicidae
Exons: 3
Coding region: 218-961 (247 amino acids)
Source: RefSeq, a predicted model, not a curated record
GAUUGACUUUAAUGGAGACGGAAACCGUAUGACUGUGCUAACUGUGGAACGUGAACUUAGAAUCACGUACCGCAAGGCCACACAAGCUUGAGCUCUAGACCGACCAGGGAAACUCAGUGAUAAUCAAUCAACGAGACCGACGAGAGGUAUUUCGGGUAAACUUUGAGGAGCUGAACUUUACGUAUAGGCACUAGUCAGAUAAUUAAUAGAAAAAGCAAUGCUGGGCAUUUUGCUGUUUAUUGGAUUUCUGUCGGUUGGAGAAAGUAAUGGACAGUAUACUGGGCAGGCAUAUGACCCACAAAGCUACUACAGAAAGGUGUCGAGCAACUAUAACACAGGAUUUACAGGAUGGAACAGUGGACAGGGUACAGUUUCAUUGGGCUGGCGGAUUCUGGAGGAAAGCCUAUCUGUUGAUUCCAUAGCGACCGUUUUAGUUAUUUUAGUGAUCCAUUCCAGGCACAAUCCAUACGCACAGAUUUAUACGCAACGCAACGGUAUCCCCAGUGACCAAUGGCAACAAACGGCUAGGUCGACCUACUACAACCCAUACUAUCUUCAACAAUUGUACGGAAAUUCGUACUCGCAACAAGCACAAUCCGGAUGGACUCCGUAUUUGUCCGGAUCGCAAGGAUACUACAACAGUAAAGAUCGCAGCGACGGCUAUGGCUAUGAAUAUCCACUUCAAAGACAAAGCUAUAACUUGCCGUAUUACCAGUCGCAGAACUACGUAGGAAACCCCUUGUACGAUGGAGCAGGAUACGGUCCACGAUGGUUUAAUGAUAUUGGCGGCUUCGGUGGUAGAAGGCAGGACACUCGAUGGUAUGGAGGAGCUUCCCGACGGAAUGGAUUAGCUAGAACCACGCCAAAGCCACCCAAAACCACCACUACGACGACUGAGGCACCAACGAGGAAAAAUGUGCCCAGAAAGAGCAAGUUGUUCGUACCAAAUGUGUGGGGAUAAUAACUUGUUUCAAUGCUGGCACUAUGGAUAGAUUCGGAUAAAUAAAA